GAAACCGGAUUAUAAUUGGGAGAUAAUGAAAGUCAAAAACAAACGCCAAAGGGAAGAAAGAAAAUUCAAGCCAUUGCUGCUCUUUUUGUUAGAUUAGAAAACUUGAAGGAAUAAAAAACAAAUGCCGUUUCUACCUUGUAUCUAAUAAUCCCUUUCCUAUUUCUCUCUAGAAAAUCUCCAAUCAUAGAAUAAAUGUCGUCGACAGAUCAGUUGAUGAUCGGUGAUGGCGUAGGAGGACCACGGUACGUACAGAUGCAAUCGGAGCCGGAGCCUUCUAUGCUGUCGUCGUUCUACUCGUUUCAUAACCACGAAUCAACUAGAAUUUUCGAUGAGUUGCCUCAGGCUACCAUCAUCCAGGUCUCUCGUCCUGACGCCGGUGACAUAAGCCCCAUGCUUCUAACUUAUACCAUUGAAGUCCAAUACAAGCAGUUCAAGUGGCAAUUGGUGAAGAAAGCCUCGCAUGUAUUUUAUUUACAUUUUGCAUUAAAGAAGCGUGCAUUCAUUGAGGAGAUUCAUGAGAAGCAAGAGCAGGUCAAAGAAUGGCUUCAAAACUUGGGGAUAGGAGAUCAUACAACUGUAAUUCAAGAUGAGGAUGAACCUGAUGAUGAGGCUAGUCCUCUGCGUGCUGAGGAAAGUGCCAAAAACAGAGAUGUUCCGUCUAGUGCUGCUUUGCCAAUAAUUCGGCCAACCCUCGGAAGGCAGCAUUCAAUGUCAGAUCGAGCAAAAACUGCUAUGCAGGGUUACUUGAAUCACUUUCUUGGAAAUAUAGAUAUUGUCAAUUCCCAGGAGGUAUGCAGGUUUCUGGAAGUUUCAAGAUUAUCCUUUUCGCCUGAGUAUGGUCCUAAGCUAAAAGAAGACUUUAUUAUGGUGAAGCACUUACCAAAAAUUCAAAGUGACGAUGAUAGUCAGAAAUGUUGUUCAUGUCAGUGGUUUGGUUGCUGUAAAGACAACUGGCAGAAGGUCUGGGCUGUAUUAAAACCAGGAUUCCUGGCUUUCCUCAAAGAUCCAUGUGACCCUGAGCCGUUAGAUAUAAUAGUGUUUGAUGUACUACCAGCCUCCGAUGGCAAUGGAGAGGGUCGCGUUUCUUUAGCAAAAGAAAUAAAAGAUGGAAACCCUUUACGCCACUAUUUUAGGGUGUCUUGUGGUACAAGGUGUAUCAAACUAAGGACUAAGAGCAAUGCAAAAGUUAAAGAUUGGGUAGCAGCAAUUAAUGAUGCAGGGCUUAGGCCACCUGAGGGAUGGUGUCAUCCUCACCGCUUUGGUUCCUAUGCUCCUCCUAGGGGUUUGACAGAGGAUGGCAGUCAAGCCCAGUGGUUUGUUGAUGGUGAAUCGGCAUUUGAAUCUAUAGCUUUGGCUAUUGAAGAAGCAAAGUCAGAGAUCUUUAUAUGUGGCUGGUGGCUGUGCCCCGAACUUUAUAUGCGACGUCCUUUUCACACUAAUGCAUCCUACCGGCUUGAUGCUUUACUGGAAGCCAAAGCAAAACAAGGUGUUCAGAUCUACAUCCUUCUGUACAAAGAAGUUGCUAUUGCUUUAAAAAUCAACAGUGUGUAUAGCAAGAGAAAGCUGGUAGGCAUCCAUGAGAAUGUCAGGGUGCUGCGGUAUCCUGAUCAUUUCUCAAGUGGUGUGUAUCUAUGGUCCCAUCAUGAAAAAAUUGUCAUUGUUGACCAUCAGAUUUGCUUUAUCGGAGGACUGGACCUGUGCUUUGGCCGUUAUGACUCACCCGAACACAAAGUGGGUGAUUGUCCACCUUUUAUAUGGCCUGGAAAAGAUUAUUAUAAUCCAAGCUUGUGCGCACCUCGACUAAAUCCACGAGAUACCUUCCACCUCCCACCAGCAACAGGUACCAGGGAAUCUGAACCAAAUUCCUGGGAAGAUACCAUGAAGGAUGAGAUAGAUCGGAAAAAGUAUCCACGUAUGCCAUGGCAUGAUGUCCAUUGUGCCCUCUGGGGACCACCGUGCCGUGAUGCUGCUCGACACUUUGUUCAGCGCUGGAAUUAUGCAAAGAGGAACAAAGCUCCACGUGAGCAAGCAAUUCCGCUGCUUAUGCCUCAACAUCACAUGGUUAUUCCUCAUUACAUGGGAAUGAGCGGUGAGGUGGACAGUGGAAGUAAUGGUGUUGUCCGUCCUCAUAAAAGUAUCAAAAGACAUGAUUCAUUUUCUUCAGGGUCUUCCCAAGAUAUUCCUUUGCUUAUGCCUCAGGAAGCUGAAGGGGGGGACAGUUUCAAGGAAGAACAAAAAAUGAAUGGCUUCCUUACAGGACACAGUUUUCAUGAUCAGCGGAGCAGGUCUAGUAGAAUCCCGUUCUCUUUCCGAAAGACCCGUGUAGAACCUCUAGUUCCAGAUUUGCCAAUGAAAGGAUUUGUGGACGAGUUGGAUCAAAAUCUGGAGCUAUCUUCAAAUCUGGUGCAGCCUGGCAUGAAAAAGUUGGACAAAGAUUGGUGGGAGAAACAAGAGAGAGGCGAUCAAGUUGUUUCACCUGAAGAAAAUGGGCAAGUUGGUCCUCGUGUUUCAUGUCGUUGCCAGGUUAUAAGGAGUGUCAGUCAAUGGUCAGCUGGAACAAGUCAAAUUGAAGAAAGCAUACACAAUGCUUACUGCUCCCUUAUCGAAAAGGCUGAACAUUUUGUUUACAUAGAGAAUCAGUUUUUCAUUUCUGGUCUAUCUGGAGAUGAAGUGAUAAAAAAUCGUGUUUUAGAAGCACUAUACAGGCGUAUUAUGCGAGCUUAUAAUGAAAAGAAGUCCUUCAGGGUUAUCGUUGUGAUACCACUUCUUCCUGGCUUCCAGGGUGGUUUGGAUGAUAGUGGUGCUGCUUCAGUUAGAGCUAUUAUGCAUUGGCAAUAUCGAACAAUAUGCAGAGGAUCUAAUUCAAUAUUGCAUAAUCUUAAUGACCUCAUGGGCUCUAGAAUGCACGACUAUAUAUCAUUUUAUGGUCUCAGAGCUUAUGGAAGGCUCUUUGAUGGUGGUCCUGUUGCAUCUAGCCAGAUAUAUGUGCAUAGCAAGAUCAUGAUAGUUGAUGACCAUACAGCCUUGAUUGGAUCUGGAAAUAUAAAUGACCGAAGCUUGCUUGGUUCAAGAGACUCUGAGAUUGGUGUACUUAUCGAGGACAAGGAGUUUGUCGAAUCAUUCAUGGGAGGCAAGGCAAGGAAGGCAGGAAAAUUUGCAUUAACUCUUCGCCUUUCUCUAUGGUCUGAGCACCUUGGUCUUCGUACAGGCGAGGUUGGUCAAAUUAAGGACCCUGUGAUUGAUCCAACGUACAAGGAUAUUUGGAUGGCAACUGCUAAGACAAAUACCAUGAUAUACCAAGAUGUUUUCUCUUGCAUACCCAACGAUCUGAUGCAAUCCAGGGCUUCACUCCGGCAAUGCAUGGCAUCCUUAAAAGAAAAACCUUGUCAUACGACCAUUGAUUUAGGAAUAGCUCCAAGCAAGCUAGAAUCUUAUCAGGGUGGAGAUAUAGAGUGUAUAGAUCCCAUGGAGAGAUUAAAAUCUGUGAAAGGUCAUCUUGUUUCCUUCCCUUUGGAUUUUAUGUGCAAGGAAGAUUUAAGACCUGUGUUUAAUGAAAGUGAGUACUAUGCAUCAGCUCAAGUUUUUCAUUAAAGCUUCUCGUCUUAUGGACCAUGCAAAUCAGAAAACUUAUCAAGUGUCUCAGUGGGCGAUGUGUUCUACAGAAAUUCCGUAGGACACCAUUUCAGCCCUUCUUAUUUUUACUGUGUUUUGUAUCACAGCACUUGUACAAAAGUGGCAAUACACACUUCAGAAUCUAUUUGUUGAAUACCGUGAAAGGUGCAAACAUACUAAGAUAAGCUUAUGUAACUACAAAGGGGAGGAUAGAAUCGUUGAUACUCUGUUAGGCCAGUAGGUUCACAGUCCACAGGCUCAGUGGUCCAUUUGACUCUUUGGAUUUCUGUGACGCGUGGUUCGUAGCAGAGUGCUUUGAGCUACUAGCGCCACCUUGUCUCCAUAGGAUCUUUCCAAUUCUUUCAGUUUCGACUGACAUCUCUAUCUACAGUAAAUAGUUACAUUCUCCAUAAUGGCACAUUUGUGAUUGGACACUGCAGCAGCUGUUUUCAGGUCACUUGUAUUCAUGCAAUGUAGAUGAGAAGCAGACCAUCCAAUACACUUGUAUAAUCAAUUCGUGUCAACAAUCAUAUGAAGUACCAUUUCUGCCAUAAAUUUGUUUGAUACUA
This is a messenger RNA of Capsicum annuum, 4181 nucleotides long. RefSeq names its product phospholipase D zeta 1. The record is from RefSeq and is a predicted model, not a curated record. Gene Ontology annotation, molecular function: D-type glycerophospholipase activity. Gene Ontology annotation, cellular component: plasma membrane. NCBI's taxonomy places the organism in Eukaryota, Viridiplantae, Streptophyta, Magnoliopsida, Solanales, Solanaceae. Bases 193 to 3591 code for a protein of 1132 amino acids. The transcript has 21 exons. Gene Ontology annotation, biological process: phospholipid catabolic process; intracellular signal transduction; phosphatidic acid biosynthetic process.